Xyrauchen texanus (razorback sucker) is the source of this 8332-nucleotide messenger RNA. RefSeq names its product NBAS subunit of NRZ tethering complex. Gene Ontology annotation, molecular function: SNARE binding. Gene Ontology annotation, biological process: retrograde vesicle-mediated transport, Golgi to endoplasmic reticulum. Bases 17 to 7099 code for a protein of 2360 amino acids. NCBI's taxonomy places the organism in Eukaryota, Metazoa, Chordata, Actinopteri, Cypriniformes, Catostomidae. The transcript has 52 exons. Gene Ontology annotation, cellular component: endoplasmic reticulum membrane; Dsl1/NZR complex. The record is from RefSeq and is a predicted model, not a curated record.
ACAGUUCAUUGAAAACAUGGCAGAUGAUAAUAUUUUGGGAGUCGAAGAGGAGAAUAUUUUAUAUGAUUUACUCAUUAACACCGAAUGGCCACCUGAAACAGACACGCAGCUGCGUGGACCGAAAGAACACAACUCCUCACUCAUUGCCAAGGCAGUAACGGGACCCUUCAGGUUUAUUCUACACUACCUAUGGUACAGCCCUUCUAGUUCAACUUUGCCACCUGGGCUGGUGCACCUAGCAACCAAACAAGUGAACUGGCAACUGAUGUUAGCGAGUAAUGGGAAGCUCCUGGCUGUGGUUCAAGACCAAUGUGUAGAAAUUAGGUCAGCUAGAGAUGACUUUGGAUCCAUCAUAGGAAAAUGCCAAGUACCCAAGGAUCCAAACCCUCAGUGGCGUAAAGUAGCGUGGAGUCAUGAUUGUGCACUGCUGGCGUAUGCUGACAGCACUGGCACGGUUCGUGUCUUUGACCUGAUGGGCAGCGAACUCUUCGUUAUUCCGCCGGCUGUGAGCUACCCUGGAGAUUUUAGCUAUGCAGCUGCUGGUCUGAUGUUCUUAGAAUACACUGCCAGUGCACAGUGGUCAGCAGAGCUACUGGUUAUCACCUACAGUGGCCAGCUCAAGAGUUAUCUGGUCAGUGUUGGAACCAAUCAGGGUUUUCAAGAGAAUCACAGCUUCAGUUUCUCCGCCCACUAUUCCAAUGGAAUAACCACAGCAAUAUAUCAUCCUGGCCACAGAUUGUUGCUGCUAGGAGGGUGUGAAUCGGGUGACAGUCUUGUGUCCAGGGCGAGCCGUUGUGGGAUCACAGCAUGGAGAGUGUUGUCAGGGUCGCCACAUUAUAAACAGGUCACCAGCUAUGAGGAUGACUUUAGUGCGUCUCAGAGGCGAGGAUUCUUCAGGAUGCCCAGCUUUCGACUUUUCUCCAGACACAACAAUGAACAGGACGGUGUGUUCAGAAUGAGUCUGUCUCCUGAUGGUACAGUGCUGGCUGUAAUCCACUUCUCUGGGAGUCUCAGUCUGUGGGAUAUUCCAUCAUUCAAACUGAGGGGCUGGUGGAAACAAGAAGAACAACCGGCAUUCGAUGAGAUCAACCCCGCAUGGAAGACUUCGCUGGAGAAAAGAAAGAAGAUAAAAGAUAAGGAGCAGUAUCAUUCUCUGCUUGAUGUUAGCUGGUGGAGUGAGACUGCACUCAUUUUAGCCCGCUGUUCUGGAGCCCUCACCGUUUCUUCCGUCCGCACGCUCAAAAACUUGCUCGGAAAGUCCUGCGAGUGGUUUGAACCUUCACUGCGAGUCACCCCAGCCCAUGAUGGGGGCUUCCUCAGUCUGGAGUGUGAGAUAAAGCUGGCCCACAAACGCUCUCGUCUGGAAAGCAAUAUGCCGGGUGAAGAGGAUGAUGGAGAGGAGGAUUCCGACUCUGAUGAAGAGUCCUUGGCAAAGGCGCGGUAUUUGAGCUACGUAAAGCAUGGCCUGUACUAUGUGACGGAGAUGGAACGCUUCGCCCCUCCCCGAAAACGUCCUCGGACCGUCAUCAAAAACUAUCGUCUGGUCAGCCUGAGGUCCACUACACCAGAGGAACUGUACCAGAGGAAGAUUGAUAAUGAGGAGUAUGGAGAGGCGCUUUCCCUGGCUCAUGCAUAUGGUCUGGAUUCUGAUCUCGUCUUCCAGAGACAGUGGAGAAAAUCUACAGUCAGCAUCGCUUCCAUUCAGGACUACUUGAGUAAGAUAAAGAAGAGAUCAUGGGUGCUGCAUGAGUGUGUGGAGAGAGUUCCAGAGAACGUGGAUGCGGCCAAAGAACUUCUGCAGUACGGCUUGAAAGGAACAGAUCUCGAGGCCUUGAUCGCCAUCAGUAAUGGAGAAGACGGGGGCAGGUUCAUCUUGCCAGGUGAUGUUGAUCUGGAUGAUGAUCCAUAUGAAGACUUUCUGUCUAUAGAGGAAGAGAUGGAGCAAAGAAAAGAGAGGGAGGUGAAGAAGAGACAGGAGCUCCUCAAAAAAGUGGAUUUUAGCAAGCUGACUCUAGAGCAGAGGGAGCUCUGCAGGAGUAGAUUGAAGCUUCUGUGCUAUCUGGACCGCUUGGCUACUUAUGAGGAAAUUCUAGGCGGACCUCAUGCGGCAGAGCAGAGAUUUGAUGCCGAAUUUUUCAAGAAGUUCCGCAAUCAGAAUAUUGUUCUGUCAGCAAGAAAUUACGCCAGGGAGAGUAACGUGCAGGCUUUGGACAUUCUCUUCACUUAUCACAGCUCAGAGUUGCUCCAGCACCGACUUGCCAUCCUUUACAAUUUCCCAGAAACCACCUCUCCUCACGAGUACACCGACCUUCUGCCUAAGGCUGGUUUGGAUAAGAAGGGUAAUUUGUUGUUGAUUCCUUGGGAGGAGAGCCGACACAGAGAUCUGGACUGGUGUGAGGUUCCUGAGUGCAGAGGGGUAGUGGAGCCUAACCCUGUGGAUGACUGUAAUUUCCUGUAUGAAGAACAGCCAGAUUUGGAGAGAUUUUGUAUGGCUAAACCCUCCAUCACAUUGCUGACUGAGUGGUACCUGACCAGGGCACAGGACAUAGAAAGCAAUUCCCACCAGGUUGAUUGUUCCCUGUCUCUGGUGCGUCUGGGAAAAGAGCAAAACAUUCCUGGGCUAGAGGUGCUGUGUGAUGACCUAGUUACCAUGGAGACACUGGUGUAUGAGACAUCAUGUGACCUGAGUCUCACACUUAAAGAUCUACAGCAGCUCAGGGACAUUGACAAGCUCCGCCUUCUCAUGAAAAAUUCUAGUGAGAGUCGAUAUGUGAGGAAUCUACUCCAGUGGAUGCUCCCAUUUCUGCAUCGCUGUGAGAGACAGAAAGGGGGCUCUGCCUCUUGCCUGCUCCGAGAGUACCUGGUCACCCUCGCCAAAGAGGAUCUCAUGCUCCCCCUCAAAGUCUUCCAGCACUCCAAGCCAGAUUGUCAUCCGAAAAUCAUAGGAGACUCUGAUCAGCUGAUGUCCGUGGCAUUAGAGUGUAUCUACAGCUGUGAAAGAGAUGACCAGCUUGCACUCUGCUACGAUAUACUUGAAUGUCUGCCACAGAGAGGAUAUGGACCAGAGACAGACUCCACAAAAGCCCUGCAUGACCAGGUGGAUACUCUCGAGAAACACUUGAGUGUUGCUGAGGUGUUGGAGAAACAUGGUCUUCAGAAGCCCAUCUCAUUCGUGAGGAACAGUCAGAACAGUAAAGAAGAAGCUCACCAGCUGAUGGUCCGACUCACUCGUUAUACAGGACGCAAAAACCCUCCUGUGAGUGAGACCGUGUGGAGAGGGCUACUUCAAGAUCUCUUGGACAUGCAGCAGAAUGUUUAUACCUGUUUAGAGCCAGAGACUUGCCUUCAGGUGUUUGUGGAGAGUUUAUUGUGUUCAGGGCAGGAGGAGAACAUUCGUCUGGCAGGUCAGCUGGUGCACUGCAGUGCUGUGUCAGAGGACACUCCGGUCAGCGUGGCGUUUCGAGGUAAAGCUCAUGCCCGUGUAGCCUAUAAUUGCAGCGUGGAGCUGGUUCUGGCCGCUGCCCGGGAAUACUUCAACUCUUCAGCCACCCUCAGUGACCCCUGCAUGAUGCUGGCACGGUCAUGUUUGCUGUUGAUUGCGGAUUGUCCUCCUUUGGUCCAAGAAGAAUUGGAUCUCAUUAGUGGCCUCUCUCGGCUGGAGGAAUUUGGUGUGAAGAUUCUGCCCUUACAAGUGCGACUGCGGACGGAUCGUCUCUCAUUGAUAAAGGAGUGCAUCUCCCAGUGUCCUACUGCGUACAGGAAAUCAACACUUCUGCUCAACUUGGCCAGACUUCUGCGUGUUGCAGGUGAUGAUGAGGCCAAGAGGAAGGGUCAGGUGCUCACUCUGCUGGCAGAACAGGCUUUACACUGUCAGGAUUUUAAGGCCUCCUACAUUCACUGCCAGGAUCUGAUUGCUGCAGGCUACAGUGAUGGCUGGGAUGUUUGUGCUCAACUAGGGCAGUGUGAGACAUAUUCACAGCUCUCUGCCCGUCAGGACCUCAUGGCAUUCGCUCUUACACACUGUCCUCCCGGCAACAUCCAGAACCUUCUAGCAGCUUCCAGUUCCCUUCGGACGCAGGUUCUGUACCAAGCUGUAAAUUACAAGAUUGAUCCCUCUCAGUCCCGGAGAACAGGCAUUGAGCUGUCUGAGGCAGGAGCUGCUGUUCCAGGAUCAGUCCCCAGCUCAAUAAACCCCACAGACCUGCUCCACAGAACCACGACCCGUACCAUAGAGGUCUUGACCAACACCACCAUGACCACCAGAGCUGUAUUUACCACCUUCAGUGACUCCCAUUGGUGGAAAGAUUCCCUCAACUUACUUUGCUCACUGCACGGAAAGGACUUGGAAAAAAGCCGUACCAGCAUGACCAAUGAGAACGCAGAUCUGGAGAGGCAAGGGUGCGGUCCUUUCUACGAGGAGCUCUUCGAUGAUCCAUACGUCAAUACAACUGAAGACGUGUAUUCCUGCUAUGACUAUGCCCCUCAUGAAGACUUUGCUGAAGUUUUACUUCGGACAGGCAAACUGGACGAAACCAAAAGCGAGGGACAGAACCUCUUUCCUGCUACAGAGGUGCUCCUUCAGCUGGCCAGUGAUGCCUUUCCCAAAGAUAUGACACUCGCCCUGGCCUAUUUACUGGCUCUACCUCAGGUGUUGGAUGCUAAUCUGUGUUUUGAGAAGCAGCCCCCAUCAGCACUAUCUCUUCAGUUAGCUACAUAUUACUACUCAGUCCAGAUCUACUCCCGCCUUGCACCCUGCUUUAAAGACAAAUGCAGCCCACUUUACCGGGUUGAUCCAAGAGCACUUAUCCGUCUAGUGACCAAGCAUGUGACAGAUCAUGCUGGAUCUGAUUGGGUGGAUCAGGAACUGGAGGCUCUGAUUGGUCAGUUGCGACUCUACAGUGAGAGAUUGACAGACUUCACUCAAGCUCAAGUUUUGCAGGGACUUGGCCGUGGCGUCGAUGUCCAGAGAUUCAGCAACGACAACCAGUACAAGAAAGAGACUAUUCUGGGCCUGGCUGAGACAUUGGAUGAGAGUGCAUAUGGGAUCUCACACUCUUUGGCUCAGCGGUACAGCUUUCCUCUUUGGGAAGUGCACAUGACACACCUUGAGUUUCUGUUCACUGAUAGUGGCCUUUCCACCCAAGACAUCGAGAGCAGGACUGAGGCCCUGGGCUUGUUUGAGACUCUGAAGACAGAUCCCGAAGCCUUCCACACACACAUGACUAAAUAUGUGUACCCCAGUGUAGCUGGAACCGAUCAGCUUCGACUCCUGUUCUACUUCACCCUUCUAGAAAACUGUGGCUGCGGCAUCUACUUCCCUCCCUCCGCGAUAAAGCCUGACACGCACCUCAAACUUCUCAAGAAGCUCAAAGCCGUUGCCAUCGGUCUGGACUAUAAGAAGCUGAUAGAUGAAGAGUCCGAUCCUCUGAAAGCUCUGGAGCCAGUACUAACCAGCCAGAAUGUGCUGUCAAUCUCCAAACUGGCCCCUCGAAUCCCCCGGAAGGGAGGUGAACCGCUCACCUCUAGUGCUGUCCACACCACCUGGCUACAUAAACUUUUUUGGGAAGGUGAUCAGCAUGUGCUGAAGAAAGCCCCUCAGAGUGAUCAAGACUUCCUGCUUGCCUAUAACAUCUGUGCCAAAUUCUUUGACCGACUGUUGCCCUUAGACAUUGUUAACUUCCUGGAUGCAAUCACUUUUUCCCCUGAAGCAGCCAAUAAGCUAUCUGUAGAGACCAGACAGGAGAUCACCAAGCGUGCACAGAAGGCUCUGAAAAGCAUUAGUGGGAAGAGUAAGAAAAAGAGCAAUGAUGACAAAGGUGAAAACUCCGCCUCCAACUUUGACUCCGCACUCACACAUAUCCAGCAAUCACUCGCUCAUCUAGAGACUCUGAGCAGUGUCUUCCUCUUGUCACUCAAGACAAGCAAAGAGGAGCGCUUGCAGAUGUACAGUCACAUUUAUGACCUGUCUAGGUCCGAGCAAUCUAAGGUACACCAUCUGGCCGUCACAAUGGCCCUGGACGGACAGCUUCUUGAACAAAUCGAGCAGCUGCUCACUGUCGCUGUGGGAAUGAGCGACCUAUCGCCAAAGAGUGUAGUACAGGAUGCAGUAGAGCGAAUCAUAACUGCUCUCAGUGGUGACAAGGACGCUUUGAAAGAUUAUGCAGACCCCUUGAAGGUUCUAGAAGGAAUCGUUGCGGCAGUGCACACUAAUGUACAGAGCGGCAGUAAUAUGGUGACAUCCGAGGACAUGUUGGCAUGGCUUCGACCUUUUUGCGGAGAUGACACUAAACCGGUACGACCCCGAAUCGAAGUGCUGCAGAUUCUAGAACAUUCUUUCAGCCUCAGUGAUCAGGACAUCCACCUACUGGUGUUCUUCAGGAGCCAAGCAGUUUUGAAAUCCUGCUGGCCAAACAGAGAGUGUGAGAUGAAAGAUGUUGAGAAUGAAGAAAAGCGAAGCUCCUUGUUUCUGGAACUGUUGGAAUCAAGCAAUAAAUGGGAGGAGUUUCAACAUAUUAUGCUCCUCCUACAGGCGUGGCCACCAGUGACUGACAAGAGCAGGGUGGAGACAAAACAGAACCCCUGGGUGUGUCUUGCAUCUGCCCUGCUCAAAUACUCUGCCACCAUUUUCGAAAUCAACAUUGGGAAUGAGAUUCUAACCAUGUGUCGCUCACUGUACCCUACUAAACACAAGCUCAACCCACAGUGCAUUGGGCACAUUUCCUCUAUACUGUUGAAUGGUGGGCUGAAACUAGCUGCUUUGAAAUUGAUGACUGAAAGUGAGGAUGAACAUCUGUGCAAACUGACCCUGAAGCAGAUCAAAACCAUCACUGAUGUGACUGAGGAUUUGUGUGACUCUGAGCUCCUCUCCCUGUUGUUGAAUGCUGGGAUGUUGAUCAGUUGUGUGGACACAGCCCUGUACCCUCUGCUGGUCUCUCACAUGCUGGCUCAGGGGGACUGGGAUGUGGAGAAGGCUGCCCAAGAGCUUCACCAGGCCGGCCACAGCGCUCAAGCUGGCUCCUUGCUCCUGUCCUAUCGAGGAUCUCACCCAGGCCACUUCACUUUUAACAGUGCACUCGCUGUCAUUAGAAAAUGGCUAUGAGGUGACCAUGAGUGUACAGACUAAUCAAUAAAGGAAGUACACUGUUUUAUUUCAGCCGGAUCAAGUCGAAGUGUUAAAAGGGACAUUGGCAUGAAAUAGAAUCACAAACAUAUAUAAAAAUUAAAGGGACUGUUCACCCAAUUAUGAAAGUUCUGUCAUCAUUUACUCACCCUCAUGUCACUCCAAACCCAUGUGACUUACUUUCUUUCAUGAAACACAACAGUAGAUUUGAAGAAUGUUGUUGGUUGCUGUUUUCCAUACAAUUACAAUUAAUUGGGUACAAAAAGAGUUUUUGUGUUCCACCAAAAAUUGAAAGUCAUGUGGGUGUGGACUGAGUAAAUGAUGACAGAAUUUGUAUUUAUGCGUGAACUAUUUCUUGAUUGUUUGUACAAGAAUUUUUCCCUUUGGCAAAGGAGUCAACUCACCUUCUCAUUGCAUAGAAUUUCUCUCUCACACUCUAUCGCUCUUUCUCUCCUAAGUGAAGCUCGGUGACACGGGUGUAAUUACAUUACUUUGGCUGUUUGGUCACGGUAGCCUGCACUAAUAAUCAUUACAGGCACGGAUUCGGAAUUGAAAACGCUGCAUGUGUCUGACGGUGUGUUUGCGUAUGUAUGUGGGGCUUCAUGGUUGAUUGGUCCACACACAACUUUUGCUCUUUCCCUUUGUAGGGUUAUUAAUUACUUUUGAAUAAAACAGAUUAAGCCUUCAGGCUGUCUCAUUCAGUGUGAUCGUUUUAACACACAGAUGCACUACAACCUGUGUUGGCUAACUGAGCAGUAACCUUACUUGUCUGUGUAUUUAGGUAUGUUUAUCAUCAGUGUUCAAUAAAUGUAUCCAAUUUAAAACUUUUGAAAGGUGUGCCUUGCUUUAAUCAUCUUUUUAUAUUAUUAUAAUUGUAGUUUAUAAUGGGUUUUGGUGUAGUGCACAAUUUGGGCAAUGAAGUAUUAUCAAUGUAUAUUUAAAAAUCUAAAGAUGAAUGUGAACAAGUAGUUCAAUUACCAGAGCACCCAUCCAUGGUUUUAAUAAUAAAUAUAGUGGAUGUUUUUAAUAUAUUGUUGUACUUUACUGUAAGAUAUCACCUUAAACACCCUGUGCAUGGCAAAUAGAAAAUCACAUGCUAAAAUUGAAAAAAAGCAGAAAAUGUAUUCAACCCAUUCUGCACAUUUGUGUUACAGACAUAAUUAAUUCUUAAAACUGUGCCUCACAUCAUUUGAAGCAUACACGUCUAAAAAC